AUGACAACUCAAGACCAUCAUCGUGAGGCCAUAGCAUGGCUCGAGGAUUUCCACAAACACACGGACUCAAUGGACCCCAACCUUGCCAUCCCCAAAUUCUACGCAGAUGACUGCGUAUUUACCUUUGCUGCAAAUCCGUCAGUCACCGGACAAUCCAAUAUCAUUGAGUUUUUCAGCACCCAGUUCCCGUAUCUGGAGAAUGUCCUGCCGGAUCGGAUCUAUCAGGAAGCCGAAAUCCGGUAUGUGGUGAAAGGAGAUCCCGAAAGAAAGGAUAUUGUAGUCAAUGGCAUGGCAGUCAUUGGGAAAAGGCCCGAAGAUGAGAAGAUGACUUUCUUCACGGUGUAUCUGGAUCCAACGGAGUUGAAGGAGAGGAUCAACGCCGUUGCGAAGGGAUCCAUUUGA
Molecule: messenger RNA, 402 nt
Organism: Talaromyces stipitatus ATCC 10500
Lineage: Eukaryota; Fungi; Ascomycota; Eurotiomycetes; Eurotiales; Trichocomaceae
Exons: 2
Coding region: 1-402 (133 amino acids)
Source: RefSeq, a predicted model, not a curated record